GGCUGCGCAUGCGCUGUGGUCCUUUGCCGAAACGCAUGCUGAUGAAAUAGCACGGUUCGCGGACCAGGCGGCAGGGCCCACUUUCAAAGUGUACAACAGCAGCAGAUAUAGGAACCGGACACACUUCCUCCCAGCAAGUAAGAAUCUGCUGCUUCUACUCAAUUAUUCCUCAUAUAGAACACGUUAAAUGGUUGGUAGGUCGGGGGAACCUGCCGGCUUUAUUCACUAAACUCCGAGUUCUAGCGAGUUAAGACUCGAAGGACAAAUAAGGCUAAAAUGAGCUGAUCUAGGAAAAUUGGCCAACUAGGCUAUCGCCACUGUUUAGUUAUUGUAGCCCAAUGUUUGGUAUUUAGAUUUCAUUUUUGCACUUUAGUCAAUUUGUCGAUUUUUAAAAUUUUGUUUAAUUUUUUUUUUUUUUUUAUCCCAGUGUUAGCAUUUUCCUAAUCUUUUAUCACCACUAGCAGAGGUGUUUUUUCAAGUACUCCUGAUAUCCACUUGGUUUUGGAGAAGUUAUCUCUGAUUCUCGUUUAUUCAGCAGUGCUUUCCAUUUUCCGCUUGUUUGAGCAGUCAUCAAUUUGUUCGUCUUUGCCUGGUUUGCUUCAUCAGGAUGGCAAAGUUCAAGCUAAAAUAGCUCAUCUAGAAAAAGUGUAUACAAAUUCGUCAUAUUCACAAGUUUUCGAUUUCUGUUUUUUUUUUAAACCGGAAUUUUGUCAGAAUUCGGACUUUAGUAAAUGAAACUCCAUUUGCUCAUCAAAUUUCUAAUUUUUACUUAAUUGACACUGACAACAUUUCAUAUUUACAUUAUUUCAUUAUUUGGACAGCUGUUGUGAAUAAGACUAGGUUAUACUGUACAACAAGCAUGUCAAACUCAAAGUCUAGCAAGGGCAAAAUAAACAAUGUUUUUUAUGUGGGCCGCAAAAAAAAAAAACUUAAACUUUCAUUUAAAACGUAGGUUUAUUUUGAAAAGUACAGUAUAAAAAAAAACCCGCAUCCCCCUCUACUAAACCACUGCACCCCCCAUAUACUAAAUCCCAGUCUCCCCUCCACCCCCCCUACUAAAUCCCAGCACCAUCUAGCCAACAUGCAGACUCCACUCACAUUGCCGCUGUCAGUAUGACUCCGGAGCCUGGCCUCUGCUAUAUACCCUAAAUGGCGCCGCCUGCACCCUGUGCCAAAGCGGAUCCUCCCGCUACUUCUUGACACCCUGUGAAGGUAGAGCAUGUUGAGGUCACGUUGAAAUGUGGCGUUGCAUGCCUUUGUGCCCCUCUCUAGUUCCUCCACUGUCCAGCCGCGGCCAUUGCAACACUGACUGACAGACAUGCAUUCACCGACACACACACACAUACUUACACACAAACUCACAUUAUUGUAAUUAUUCCUGGGGUUCAGUGGGGAUCUUCUGUCUGGAGAUCUGCUUCUCACUGCUCCCUCGCAGUUUAGCGAUGAUGGAAUAUGCCGCUCGAGGGAGGAAUGAGGAGCAGGAACACUGAGCUCCCUCUCUGCAUCCACUGCCCCCUCCUCCCCGGCCGGGUAAAUUAUAGCGCAGUAGGCACCUGCAAUGUGGGGAAAUGAAAGCAGGUGCCUACUCUGCUUGCAACACUAGGCAAUUAGGCAUGUGUUUGCCGGGCAGCAAAGCUGUCCAUUGCGGGCCGCGAGUUUGACUUGCUUGCUGUACAAUAUUAGUCCUAGAUUAGAGUUAGUGGGGCUCCAGGUUAUUGUAUGCUGGGUCCCAUGGUGUAGGCAGGGUGGUCCAAGGUUAGGCAACAAGGAACUAAGUUAAGGCUACUGAGGUCCCAAGGUUUAGCCAGCUGAUAGCAUCUUUUAGCAUAUGUAUUUUUUUUUUUUUGGCAAUGUGGGCACAGUCACCUGAACGGUGAUUCGGUCACCAUAGCUUUUGGAAUUUGCCUGAAUUAAGCACUGCUAGACUUGCCUCAGACAAAGCGUCUAGUUCUUUGCUAGGUGUAGUGGAGACUGGGAGCGACACCGUGCAGACGUCAGGUGUUUGAAGUGUUCCUUUAUUAAUCUAAGUGGAAAGGCAAUAUAAAAUUGACUUCAUUUAAAAAAAAAAAAUUAUAAUAAUCUGAACAUUUGUAUUCUUUACAGAUAAAAAUGGUUGGCAUGGCAACUUCUACUCAUAUUGUAAUACUUAUUUUAGUUGGAACUCAACUGCAGAAUAUUCUAAUUGCAGUAAUUAUUAGUUUCACCUCCUGUUAUACUGAUAUGAAGCAGUGGUUACUGUAUCUUUAAAUAUACAUGUAGGAUGUUAAUUGUGAUUAAAGUAUAAGUCAAUGAUGAUUUACACAAGCCACUUAAUUCCCAUUUAGAAAUAAUGCAGAAAAAUAGGCAGAGUUAGUUUCCAGCUUAAGAUGGAAUGAUUUAUGAGAGAGAUUAUUAAUGAAGCAGGACAGAGUUGCAAUUAGUAAUAAUUUUAUUAUUGGAGGAAGAAUUAGCCUUCGCAGCAGUUCCUUAUGAAUAAGAGGAAUAACUUGACAGAAUGACACAGUAAUGAGCCUUUAGAUACUGUGUAAGAUUAGUAACAGAGAGUGGCUUGUUUGGAGAAAGAGUUACUUAACUUAAAAGGCAGUUCUGGAACUGAAGGGGUUAAUUACACCCAAUGGUGAAGAAAGUAGAAGUCCGUUUUAGCAAGCCGAGGUCUAGGAGUGGAGAAGGUAGAAGUCCGUUUUAGCAAGCCGAGGUCUAGGAGUGGAGAAGGUAGAAGUCCGUUUUAAUAAGCCGAGGUCUAGGAGUGGAGAAGGUAGAAGUCCGUUUUAGCAAGCCGAGGUCUAGGAGUGGAGAAGGUAGAAGUCCGUUUUAAUAAGCCGAGGUCUAGGAGUGGAGAAGGUAGAAGUCCGUUUUGGCAAGCCGAGGUAUGGGAGUGGAGAAGGUAGAAGUCCGUUUUGGCAAGCCGAGGUAUGGGAGUGGAGAAGGUAGAAGUCCGUUUUGGCAAGCCGAGGUAUGGAAGUGGAGAAGGUAGAAGUCCGUUUUGGCAAGCCGAGGUAUGGAAGUGGAGAAGGUAGAAGUCCGUUUUGGCAAGCCGAGGUAUGGAAGUGGAGAAGGUAGAAGUCCGUUUUGGCAAGCCGAGGUCCGAUACAGGCAGGAUCAAGGUAGAGCAGCUGAUCACUGUGCAGGCACCUGUGCAAAUAAUCCAGCCCUUUGAAUCUGGCGCGGUCUUCCUAAGUAUCGUGGAAGGACCGCGUCAGAAAAAAAGGGGCGGGGCUAAGCGCCGUGAACCCGGAAUGCAUGCCAGGCUAUACCUGACACAUAUUUAGGUGGUGGUUGCUUUUAAAACAAAGAGAAACUUCUAAACUGAGUUUAAACAAAUGUUUUCUUUGUAAUUGUCCUAAAUACUUUUGUGUUUUUAUUUUAUUUUUGCAGAAUGCCUGGCUUAAGUUGUAGAUUUUACCAGCACAAGUUCCCAGAAGUCGAUGAUGUGGUCAUGGUGAACGUACGAUCAAUUGCUGAGAUGGGUGCAUAUGUCAGCCUUUUAGAGUAUAACAACAUAGAGGGCAUGAUCCUUCUCAGUGAACUUUCAAGAAGGCGUAUCCGCUCUAUUAACAAACUCAUCCGAAUUGGCAGAAAUGAAUGUGUUGUGGUGAUAAGAGUUGAUAAAGACAAAGGUAAAUUUCAGCAGAAGGCAAGCAGUCAUGCUGGUGCUUAUGUUAAACUGUUUUAUUAAUAUUCUUGUGAUUUGUAAAGAGCGCUUUUCCUAGUCACCUUUGAAUUAGUGAAAUGUUAAUAUCACACUAUCAGUGCUGCCAAGAUCGUGGGGGUCCCUAAAUGCCAACAACAGCUGUGGUUAAAGGACCACUAUAGUGCCAGGAAAACAUACUUGUUUUCCUGGCACUAUAGUGCCCUGAGGGUGCCCCCACCCUCGGGGUCUCCCUCCCGCCGGGCUGGAUGGAGAGGAAGGGGUUAAACUUACCUCUUUCUCCAGCGCCGGACGGGGAGCUCUCCUCCCUCUUCUCUUCCUCUUCGGCUGAAUGCGCAUGCGCGGCAGGAGCCGCGCACGCAUUCAGCCAGUCCAUAGGAAAGCAUUCACAAUGCUUUCCUAUGGACGCUGGCGUCUUCUCACUGUGAUUUUCACAGUGAGAAACGCGGAAGCCCUUUAGCGGCUGUCAGUGAGACAGCCACUAGAGGCUGGAUUAACCCUAACAUAAACAUAGCAGUUUCUCUGAAACUGCUAUGUUUAUAGAAAAAAGGGUUAACCCUAGAUGGACCAGGCACCCAGACCACCUGAUUAAGCUGAUUUGGUCUGGGUGCCUAUAGUGGUCCUUUAACCCCUUAAGGACCAAACUUCUGGAAUAAAAGGGAAUCAUGACAUGUCACACAUGUCAUGUGUCCUUAAGGGGUUAAUAUCAAAUGGGGCACAAUGCCAUAGCACUUUUCUCUUAAUAAAUCCUUCAGCAAGCUCAAUACUUAUAUACAAACAUGCAUGUUUACAGUUACAGUAUUUGCUUUUAUUUCGAUUUAAAUCCUCAUGUUCUGCAGCUUCUAAAGUCAAAUAUCUCCAGAGAAAAGAACAAGUAACAGAUGGCGCUCAAUACACGUCUAAAAUCGUGAAUAUACAUACAAAAAAAAACUUUAUAAGGGAGCUGCUUCUAAGGUUUUAAAGUGCAAUAGCUCAUAAAAUGCUAAAAAUACAAUAAUACAGAAAAAAGGGUGCGCUGUGUCUUUAAGACAAAAAAUGUGCAAUAUUCCUUUAAAAACACUCUGGUGCUUAUGUCAAUUCACAGCCUCUGUCUUAUAAGUGUGUUAAUAUUACAUACACUGGUGUAAGUACAAAAAAGUGCAAAUGCCACUAAUAUACCAGUGCUAUAGUGAAAAUAAAAAAGAAAUAGAAUAAAAUAAACGGAGCGCUUACAAUAUCCAGCUGUAUAUACCAUGGAUCAGGUUGCUCCGAAUUAUGUGUACAUAUAUAUGAAAAGCAAAAAGAAAUAAAUAGUGUAAUACAGUAUUACAAAUUAUAAUAUGGAGACAAUAUAUAUAUAUAAUUGUACUCACAAGUGGAGAGCAGAUAAGUCUGCUCUAACUGUAUCCGCUUUGUAUAUGCUUAAAGCCAAGGGUCACAAGACGGCAGCAAAUCGGAAAAAACUCUUUAAUUUCAGCAUAUCUUCACAAUUUAAAAAUUACCAAAGUGGUGUCACUUAGCUCCCUCAGUCCUUCUCUGGAACGUAUUCCGUUCUUUAUGGCUGCCGGCUAGCACAAUACCGCAAACACUUCCUGGAGGCGGAGCCUAAUGUCGUAACCACGGCACGUGCGUGAUGACGCGUUUCGCCGCAGAAUAGGCUUCCUCAGAUCACACUCUCAUCCUGCUGCUGCUUUGCUUUUAAGUCUACUUUCAUGGGCGUGUAUCUGCCUAUUUAGUCCUCAAAUGUAAACUCUCUAUACUAGUACGAGAAUCUUCACUUGAAUAUUCAUUCACAAUGUCAUAUCACCUAAACAGCAUUUUCUAUAGCACAUAUAUAAACACUCAUGUUUUAUACAAACCACAUUCAUUAUACACAUCUGCUCAAUCUUUAUUAUCAAAUAUAUUAUAAACGAAGUCCUAUUAAUUUAAGAUUCAAGAUUAAAAAGAUCUCUAAAAUCAUUUUCCUAAAAAUAAAAAAAUUACCAAAAAGAGGCAAAAAAAUAGCAAAUUAAAGAAAUAUAUAUAUAUAUAUAUAUAUAUAUAUAUAUAUAUAUAUAUAUAUAAAAAAGUUGUACAAAUCGAAUUCUAUAUUUAAAGCUCUCGGCUCUAGAGUUCCCAAACGAUGUACCCAUUUCAUUUCUUCCCUACCUAUUGCAUUUAUAUGAUUUCCCCCUCUCCAAGAUUUAUUAACUAUUUGGAUUCCUAGAAAAAUUAACCCAUUGGGAUCCCUUUUGUGGUAUUUAUUAAAAUGGGCUGAAAGGCUAUGUUGCUCAAAGCCCCGUUUUAUGUUGUACACAUGUUCAUAAAUACGUUUAUGAAGGGGACGUGUUGUGCGACCCACGUAUUGUAACCCACAUGGGCAAAUAAAUUAAAUUUUUACUACAGCAAGUAAUAAAAUCUUUUAUAAAAAAUUCCUCAUCCUUUUGUCUUGCUUUAAAUUUGCUUAUUCCUUUUAGAGUUUUAUUUUUACUGCACUUACAGCCCAUGCACUUUCCACAUGAAUAAAAACCACUCUUAUUGUUUAAAAACGUUGUUCCUACUUCUUUUUCAGGCUGAUUAAAAGUUAGAAGUCUUUUAAAAUUUGGUGCACCUCUAAAAGUAAUAAAAGGUCUCUCUGGUAUAAUUUUUGCCAAUUCUUUAUCUUUCUUCAGUAAGGGCCAAUGCUUAUUAACUAUAGACCUAAUUUUUCUAGAAUCACUAUUAAAAUCGAAUACCAAGGGCAUUUUUUUAUCUUUUUCUUCAGUUAGUCUAUUCUUUUGUCCCACAGUUAAAUCUUCCUGGUCAAGUUUGAUUACUUCCUCGUAUGCUCUAUCCAGUAUACUUUUCGGAUAUUUUUUUUUCUCUGUAAAUUUAUCCAUGAGGAUACUUGCUUGGUCUUUAAAGACAUCUAAUUCUGUACAAUUCCUUCUCAAUCGUUGUAAUUGUCCUUUUUGGGAUGUUAUCCAACCAGGGGGUAUAAUGACCACUAUUAUACAAUACAUAACUGUUUGCAUCCACUUUUUUGAAGUAGUUUCUAGUUUUUAUGUUCCCUCCUUCCACAUAAAUAUCCAAAUCUAGGAAACUGAUAUUGUUUUUACUAUGGGAACUGGUGAGAUGAAUCCCCCAGUCAUUUUCAUUCAAUUUAUUAAAAAAAUUCUCUAAGUGUAAUUCCGUGCCUCUCCAUAUAAAAAAAACAUAUCGUCAAUGUACCUAUGAUAUGAGACUAGGUCCACCCCCCAUUCUUGGCUGUUGUAAAUAUGGAUAUUUUCCCAACUUGAUAUAAAUAAAUUAGCAUAACUGGGGGCGAACCUAGUCCCCAUAGCGGUACCUUGACACUGGAGAUAAAAUUGGGAAUUAAAAAAGAAAUAACUAUUAUUUAAAAUCCAACAUAUACUGUCUAUUAAAAAUUCUACAUGUGAAUGGCUAAACUUUCCAGAUUCCUCUAAAAUCUUUUUGAUCACUCUACAUCCUAAGUCGUGAGUGAUUGAGGUAUAUAAGGAGGAUACGUCACUGGUGACUAGUAUAAAAGAGUCCUCCCACUUUAAUUUCUUUAGAAUUUUUAUCACUUCUGUAGUAUCCUUCAAAUAGGACGGGACUAUCUUCACUAGAUCUUGGAGCCAUAUAUCGACAUAUUUAGACAAAUUUGCCGAUAUUGACCCUAUCCCCCGAGACAAUCGGCCUCCCUGGGGGGCAUUUGAUAUCUUUGUACACCUUUUGGUAGUGUAUAAAAAAACAGGUAGUCUUGGAUGUUCAACUUUCAAGAAAUUAUACUCUGAGGACUCCUGUUUCUUUACCUCUCUCUAAUAGUAUAUACAGAGAUUCUUUAAUUUCUUGAGUAGGGUCCUUUUUCAAACAUUUGUAUACUUUGUCUUCUCCUAAUUGUUUAUUACAUUCUUUCAGAUAAUCCUCUUUAUUUUGUAUUACUAUACUCCCCCCUUUGUCCGCCGGCUUAAUAACUGUCCUUAUUAGUCCUUAAUUCUUGUAGUGAUCUCCUCUCAUUAAAACUAAGAUUCUGAUUCCUUCAUUUCUUAUUAUUACUUAUAUUUAAUUCCUCAAAAUCUUCUAAUACACAUUUUUCAAACAUAUCUACCGCACUUGUUCUAUAAUUUCUUGGAUAAAACACAGAUCUAUUUCUUAAGCUAGUAUGAUUCUUAUCUUCUAUCUUAUUAUCACAUUUAUUUAUAUAAAAAAACCUUUCUAGUGUCAAGUUCCUGGAAUACUUUAGCAUAUCCACAUAUGCAGAAAAUGAAUUAAAACCCACAUUGGGGGCAAAUUUGAGACCUUUAUUUAAAAUCCUAAUUUCAUCUUUAGUUGGAUUAUACUUAGAGAGAUGUAUUACUCCCUCCAAUUUGAUGUCCUUCCUCUUUUUCCUAUACUGUAAUUCUCGUCCUCCUCUACAUCCUCUGUAUCCCUGUACCACCUUAUCUUCUCUCCCCUAAAAAAUAUUUUUGUUCUGACUGUACAUUGUCAUCCGAAAGGAUUUCAAAGCGAUUUCUUAGUUCAAUAUCAUUUCUUUUCUGUACAUAUGGGGGACUCCUACACUUUCUAUUUCUAUUAGGUUGAUAUUUAUUUUUUGGUUCUACCUUUGUCCAGUUGUAUUGUUUCUUGUUUUCAGGUGUUUUCCACUGAGUGCGUUCUGAAUAUUUAACACUAUUUCCUCUCUUCCUAUAGGAAUGGUUAGGGGAGUCCAACUUAUAUUUAUAAUUGUACUCUUUCUUCUCUCUGUAUGAAUUGGUUUAAGUUCUAACUUUAUUAUUCUUAUAAUCUUGCAUGUCUCUUUUAUAUUUCCUAUGUUUGAUCUCUUUUACUUGUGUUUCCAAUCUAUUCAGAUUAUCUUUAGUUUUCUUAGUUAGUUCGUCAUAAUCCCUAGUACCCAAUGCUGGUUCUAAUAAUUUUUGGAUAUCUUUUACCUCCUUAUCUAAAUCUUCCAAGCCUUCGGUUCUACAGACAAUGACUAUACUCAUCAUCUCCCUAGAGAAUCUUUCUAGUGCAUCUUUCCAGAUGUCCACGCAUUUUUUAUUUUUCUCAUUUUCAAAUGUCGGUGUUUUAGAGAAUCUUAAACCUCUAGGGGUGAUGUUGUCUUUUAUAUAUCUAUUUAAGGUGGCAAUUUCUCAUUUAUAUUUCUAUCUCCAAGCAAACGAGGAUUAACUGUUCCCAUAUUCUUUUUAUGUACAAGUGCUAAGCACUCCAAAGGCAUAUUAGAUAUAGUGGUUAUAGUAUUUGGAGAUUGAAUUGACUCUGGUUUGUCAAUAUUUUUGUAUGAUUGAAGUAGAUAGUGUUUUUUGUUUUUAUAUGUCUUGCAUGGAAUUGUCAUACUAGAACAUGUUGUUUUAUGCCAUUGACUGGAAGCAUGUAUAACUACAUUGGUGAAUCAUUGAUGCAGGUGUGAGCAAGUAUACUGCUGAAGAUGCUUUGUAAGCUGGUAAACACAAGAAUUUAAACACAUUUAGAGGAGGUGAAUUAAAUUCAAGUCGUCUGUGCUUUCAAAAUUUGCUUGAGGUUGAAUGAUACAUAAGAUUAGAGGCCCUUGUAAUUUUAUUUAAUACUUGAGAGGCGGGUCAUAAAAAGGAGGAAAAAAUAGUCAGUUCCACAUAUGCUUGCAUGCAAAAGCUAAGUUAAUCUAUUGUCCUCCAAUAUGGCAAACAAUCCUUAUGCACCUUAUUAUGCAAAUACAGUAAGCAUAAACGCCACUAAUAAAUAAUAAAGAUGCAGUCUCUUUUAAGGUAGACUCCACACAUGACUCCUAUGAGUAUUCAGUUGAUCUACUGUAUAACAAUGAUCUGUGAUCUCAAUAUAUACAAUGUAGCUAGUUGCCACAUUUAAGCUGGUGUAUUUGCUAACAGUCUCUUAUUGGAGAUCCUGGAAAAGCUGAAGUGCCAUUAUGCAGUCAGCAAAAUUUCUUUAUCAGACCUUCAAAGCUUCGUUCCUAACAGUCUCUGCUCUUUUCCUCAAUGCAGUUACUGAAGAUAUGUGCCCAGACCAACCAAAUAUUGUGGAAUAGAAGCCUUAAAUGUUCUUAGAGACAAAAGCAUACGCCUCUGUACAUUCAAACAAACACAGAGAUUUAUUUAAUUGCUAUGCCUACACGUAAAAUGUACAAAUAGCACAUAAUCACCGCAUACAUGCAGGAGUCCCACACAAAACUCCUUGAGCACGAGGCUAAGUGUAGCCAAAAUCGUAACCUGUAAAAGACACGUUCUGUUCUGUAGCUGGAACUUUCUCAAUGUUAUCCAGCCAUGUAUUUUGCCUUGAGCAGUGCAAAUACUAUGCCAUUUCUUAAAGCCUGACUGCAUUAUAUCAUAACUAUAUUUUGGUUUAUUAUUCAGUAAAAGGAGUGUGUGACCCCCUGUAUAUUUUGUACACUACAAUGUUUUAGUGAAAAUUUGGACUGUUGAAAAAUGAACUACCGGUAUAUUAGAAAUUAUACUUAAGUUCAAUCUAGACUAUGGGACAAAGAUCUCUUAAUGUCUCAAGAAUGUCAUAAAAGCUUUUCCAAUAGAGUAGGUGGCUAGUGUUUAUAUUUUAAGCCAUCAUAUGAUUGUGUGAAGCUACAUUGGCAUGGACAAAGUAGGAAAUCCCAGAUCUUAGAUACUUCCCGCUUAUUUUAAAAUCAUCCCUAAUGAUACUAUUAAAUCAACGUGCUUUCUUUUUUCAGUUGGGUGACCUUUUGCCCAGGAUGCAAAAUUUCCACUAGCCAUUGGCAAGUGACAGUUCAGCUCUGACGAGUAGAAAAUUGCACAUCAUGGGCCCUCCAGGCUUGCCGUGGCAAGUAACAUUUAGGCUUUAGUAGUGUAGGGAUUGAAAUUUUGAGAACUGGUUUAGCAAUUGGUGUGUAGAAUGGAUGGCAAACUUUUGUUGUUCUAAUGAUCAAGUAGAGAGCAAGAAUCUUUGCAGUUGCCAAUUGCAUUUUUAAUGUUUAGCUCUAACCCUAAGGCUUGGUGGACUUUUAAUGGAUGGGAUCAGGACUUUUCAGAUUGGAAACAUUGAGUGAGAAAAGUAAAAUGAAUGGUGCUAAGACUCAUUUCUUCAUUUGAGGAUUGGAGCCAAUUAAGCACAAAUGAUGAGUAUAUAUUUUGACACUGUACACCACUAUCUCUAUAUUAAAAUGUUAAAUGCUUUUUAUUUCCCUUAGGUUACAUAGAUUUGUCCAAAAGAAGAGUUUCACCAGAAGAAGCUUUGAAAUGUGAAGACAAGUUCACCAAAUCUAAAACUGUAAGUAUUGGUGGCAUUGCAGUGAUAUACAGUGCUGUAAGUGAUCAUCUGUUGCAGUAUUUCUUUCUUUUUGGGCUUGCUUACCUACCAUGCUGGUUGUGUAGAAUUAGACGUUCGAAUUUUCUGAUAUUUUCAUUACUGAAUAUAUCAGAAAACUAUAUGUUCAGUUUAUCACUGAGUACUAUUGGGAAAUCUGAACAGAGAAAUAGAUUUCAUUACACUUUGCCAUCGUUGUAACUUCAGACCUACUCCUCCUCUGUCAGGAAAAGAUUGACACCAUAAACCACUGUGCUGCAUACAUCUUUACAAACUUUGCUCUGCCCAACUUCAACAAGUUAUGCAGUACUUUGUAAAAUGGGCAGGAUCAGUUCAGCUGCAGAACUUGAAGAGCAGGUAGAAUUUUAAGGGAUUAGAAAAUAUUUUUUGAAUAACAUAACAUGCAUACUUUUUGUUUUCACUAUCUUGCUCAAAUGCUUUAAAAUAUAUAUUUUUUUUAACGUAGAAAUUCCCUUUAUAUGUUGUUGCUUGCUUGAGAUGUAUCACAUGAUAAGAAUUCAUGCAUUUUUUGGGGGUUUCUUUUUUUUUUCUCCCCCAUUUGAUUGCAGGUCUAUAGUAUUCUGCGUCAUGUGGCAGAAGUUUUGGAAUACACAAAGGAUGAACAACUAGAAAGCCUAUUUCAGAGAACGGCAUGGGUAUUCGAUGACAAAUACAAAAGACCAGGUUAUGGAGCCUAUGAUGCAUUCAAGCAAGCUGUCUCGUAAGCAACAUUUCAACUCCUCUUUUAGGGUUUGUGUCUUAGAACACUGUUAUUGGUUCUUUGACAGUACUGCUAUAGGGAUUCAACUUGAUGUGUGUAUACAGAAACAUAUAACAAGUGUUCAUGGUGAAAUUAGUUUAUUAUUGUUAUGGAGGGUUGAUGGAUUGUUUUUGUGGUAGCAGAACCUCUGCGCUUGUGAUCCACCUGACUUACACUGCUUCUCUCUCUUAGUGAUCCCUCUGUUCUUGAUGGACUGGAUUUGAUAGAAGAGGAAAGGCGUGUUCUUAUUGACAACAUUAACAGACGUUUAACCCCACAAGCUGUAAAAAUUAGAGCAGGUUUGUGUGUGCCCUCAUUUUACAUAGCUUAAUACAUACUAGUCCUUUAAUAUUAGUCAACUGUAGUUUGGAGUGUCUUAUUGAAAUAUGAGUGGUUUUUAAAAAAUUUUAUUUAUUUUUUUUUUGUUAAUGAGUCAGCCGCAUUCUGUAGUGCUUUUAUAUAGUUAAAACAAUAUGGCAUAAUGGGGAAAAAAAAUCUUUUUUUAGAUAUAGAGAUAGAUAUAUAGAGAUAGAUAGAUGUAAAAAAACAAAUAAAAUUCGUAUCUUGUAAUACCUUUUUUAUUGGACUAACAGGAUUUUUUUAAUGACACGCUUUCGGGAGAACCUCCCUUUCUCAAGUCUGAAUCAUUUCUGAGCAAGACGACACAGAAUUCAAAGUUGAGUUGUGAUACAGGGGUUAAAGCGACAUGAGUGUAGAUAAGACACAGGUUUGUUAGAAAAUAGACACCAUUUUUGCAGAGGGUCAUAAAUACCUUUCUGAAGAGCAGAGUGAGGGGGACAGAGGGAGAAGAAAAACAAACAAGCAGACAGUGCAGAGGAUGGUACACUUUAUACAUGCACACACAUAUAAAUAUGUAUAUGUGAACGCAUAAACACAUAUACAUGCACAUGAACUCAAAUACACAAAUAUAAAUGCACAGUAAUAUAUAUAAGCAUACAUGCAUACGAGUAUGGGAAAGCAUAGGUCUAUUCAAAGUGCUAACAUAGUACUUUGUAUAUAGAUAGAAUAAACAUAUAGGAAUGCAUUUUAAAGUGUCGAUACAUAUGACAGAACAGUAAGAUAAUGCUGGGAGAGUGUUCAUGUAAAGUGUUGGUAGUGGGACAGGAAACCCAAAUCAAUAUUUAGUCCUCUAUUCUUACUGUUAAACCAUUUAAUCAUUCUGGCUUCAAAAGUUUUUCUUUCUUGGGUAUUUUUAAAACCCCCUUUCAGUACUUUGAUUUUUAGGUCCUUCAGUGAGUGGCCAGGCUGGGUAAAGUGGUGUCCCACAGGAGUGCAGUAGGAUUCUUCUUUGUGGUGUUUAAUAGAGUGUCUGUGCAUAUUCCUUCUGCCAUUUAAUGGCUGGGUGGUUUCCCCAAUGUAGCAUGUGGAAUUUGGUGCAUUGAAUCAUGUAUACCACAUUGCUGGAUGUGCAGGAGUACACCAUGGUAAGAAUGAAGACAAUGGGACCAGUCAAUGCCCAAAACCUCGCUGCAAACCGUGUCAGCACAUAUGCACAGCCACACACAGCAAUAAAACCUACAGCAUUAAAGGUUCAUACUCCUGCACAUCCAGCAAUGUGGUAUACAUGAUUCAAUGCACCAAAUGCCACCUAGGAUGCUACAUUGGGGAAACCACCCAGCCAUUAAAUAGCAGCAUUAGCUUACUGUUCUGCCAUAUGUAUCAACACUUUAAAAUUCAUUCCUAUAUGUUUAUUCUAUCUAUUUACAAAGUACUAUGUGUAGACCUAUGCUUUCCCAUACUCGUAUACUCGUAUGCAUGUAUGCUUUUAUAUAUAUAUAUAUAUAUAUAUAUAUAUCUCUAGAUCUCUAUGCAUUUAUAUUUGUGUAUAUGAGUUGUUUAUUAUUAUUAUUUAUUAUUAUUGCGAUUUAUAUAGCGCCAACAUAUUCCGUAGCGCUUUACACUAUUAUAUGGGGGGGGGGAGGAAUUUGACUAUAAAUAGGACAAUUACAAGAAAACUUACAGAAACGAAGGGUUGAAGAGGGCCCUGCUCAAACAAGCUUACAGUGUAUAGGAGGUGGGGUAUAAAACACAUUAGGACAGGGAAAGGAAGUCAAAUUAGGUGGGAGUGGAGCAGAGCUAGAGGAGAGAGUAGAGUGCUGCCCUUUAGGAGAGAGCAAGAGGCAGGUAUGAGAGGUAGAGGUUUGUCUGGGAGGCCAUAGGCUUUCCUAAAGAAGUGAGUUUUAAGGCACUUCUUAAAUGAUUGAAGACUAGGGGAGAGUCUGAUGACGGUAGGCAGGCUAUUCCAUAGGAUGGGAGCCGCCCGUGAAAAGUCCUGCAAGCGCGAGUUGGCUGUACGGGUACGAGCGGUGGACAAAAGGUGGUCACGAGUGGAGGGACCGAGAAGGGGCAUACCUAUGGAUCUGUGAGAUUAUUCAGUGCUUUAUAGGUAUGGGUUAGCACUUUGAAUUGACUCCUAUAGGAUACAGGAAGCCAAUGUAAGGACUGACAGAGGGGUGAGGUGUGAGAGGACCGACUAGAGAGGAAAGUCAGUCUGGCGGCAGCAUUCAUUACAGACUGUAGCGGGGCAAUACGGCUAUUGGGAAGACCAAUUAGGAGACAGUUACAAUAGUCCAUGCGAGAGAUUACUAGAGCAUGGACGAGCUCUUUAGUAGCAUCUUGUGUAAGAAAGGGGCGGAUGUGGGCGAUGUUUUUGAGGUGGAAUUGGCAUGAUUUGACAUCAGACCGGGUGUGGGGCUCAAAGGUGAGGCCAGAAUCAAAAGUAACACAAAUACAACGUGCUUGUAAGGAUGGGCUGAUAUGGGUACCACCAAUCUGAAGGGAGAGCGAGAGAGGAGGAUUAAUAUAAGGAGGAGGAAAGACAAGAAGUUCUGUUUUGGAAAGAUUCAGUUUCAGAAAGCGGGAGGACAUCCAAUCAGAGAUAGAAGAAAGGCAAGAGGUGACACUUUGCAGGACAUCAGGGGAGAGGUCUGGGGAGGAGAGAUAUAUCUGUGUGUCAUCAGCGUACAGGUGGUAUUUGAAUCCAAAAGAGGUAAUAAGCUUGCCAAGAGAGGCAGUGUAAAGAGAAAAUAGAAGGGGACCAAGGACAGAGCCUUGGGGGACUCCAACCGAGACAGGGCGAGGGGAGGAGGUAUCAUUAGAAAAGGAGACGCUGAAUGAGCGUUGGGAGAGAUAGGAGGAAAACCAUGAGAGGACAGAGUCACAGAGACCGAGCGAUUGAAGAGUUUGGAGAAGGAGAACAUGAUCAACAGUAUCAAAAGCAGCGGAGAGGUCAAGAAGAAUUAGUAUGGAUAAUGACCUUUGGAUUUAGCUGUGAUAAGGUCAUUAGUGACUUUGAUGAGUUCAUGUGCGUGUAUGUAUAUGUGUUUAUGUAUAUGUACAUGUGUUUAUGUGUUCACAUAUACAUAUUUAUGUGUGUGCAUGUAUAAAGUGUACCAUCCUCUGCACUGUCUGCUUGUUUGUUUUUCUUCUCCCUCUCUCCCACCUCACUCUGCUCUUCAGAAAGAUAUUUAUGACCCUCUGCAAAAAUGGUGUCUAUUUUCUAACAAACCUGUGUCUUAUCUACACUGUCGCUUUAACCCCUGUAUCACAACUCAACUUUGAAUUCUAUGUGUCGUCUUGCUCAGAAAUGCUUAAGAUUUGAGAAAGGGAGGUUCUCCCGAAAGCUUGUCAUAAAAAAAAUUCUGAGAGUCCAAUAAAAAAAGUUUUUUUUUACAUCUACAUGGACUAAUACUGCUACAAUCUCUACUUGAACACUAUGGUGUGUGUGUGUGUGUGUGUAUGUAUGUAUGUAUGUAUAUAUGUGUGUGUGUGUGUGUGUGUAUAUAUAUGUGUGUGUGUGUGUAUAUAUAUAUAUAUAUAUAUAUGUAUAUAUAUGUAUAUGUAUAUAUAUGUAUGUAUAUAUAUAUAUAUAUAUAUAUAUAUAUAUAUAUAUAUAUAUAUAUAUAUAUAUAUAUAUAUAUAUAUAUAUAUAUAUAUAUAUAUAUAUAUAUAAAAAAAUUUUUAAAAUUUUUUUUGUAAAUUUAAAGUAGCUUGUGCAGUGAGCUUUGCCCAAGUGCGGAAAUGAAUCAGCCAGUCAUGAUGCCCAUAACUUUAACAGGGAUUUCUGUUAAUUGUAAUUCAGUUUUCUACAGUAGAAAACUAACCGCUGCAUUACAACUAAAACAAAUCUGUCCUGUGCAGCCCCUCCAUUCAAAUACUUAUACUGUCAACUUCCUUAUAAGGUAUAUAUGUGAAAGUGGGCUGUAGAACCUUUUGUUCUAUGGUAACUGAGCAAACCACUUCAUUGUUCCAUUUUAGCAACCAUCCACCCCAAAGUGAGCCUGCAUUUUCAUGCACAUUAACCCUUCCCCCAAAUGGCACCCUUGCAUUCACAUGCUCUUCAACCCUCCACCAAAUGGCUUCACUGCAUUGUUAUGCUAGUUAACCCUCCACUCAAAUGGCACCCCUCUAUUCUCAUGCCAGUUAAAUCUCCAUCCAAAUGGUACUCCUGAAUUUGCGUGCUUUAACUUUCCACUCAAAUGGCACCCCUACAUGCACGUUAACCCUCCGCUCAAAUAGCACCACUACAUUUGCAUGCACAUUAACCCUGCACCCAAAUGGCACCUUUCACAUGCACAUUAACCCUGCACCCAAAUGGCACCUCUUUCACAUGCAAAUUAACCCUGCACCCAAAUGGCACCUCUUUCACAUGCAAAUUAACCCUGCACCCAAAUGGCACCUCUUUCACAUGCACAUUAACCCUGCACCCAAAUGGCACCUCUUUCACAUGCACAUUAACCCUGCACCCAAAUGGCACCUUUUUCACAAGCACACUAACGAUGCACCCAAAUGGCACCUCUUUCACACGCACAAAUACUCAAAGCAUACAAUCAAAACAAUUGCUGUUCAUAAAAAUAAGUGUUGGAGAAUGCUUUAGGCUUAGAAAAUGUGAGUCCUGAUUUGGUUAUAUUCUUUUUCAAGAUAUUGAAGUUGCUUGCUAUGGAUAUGAAGGGAUCGAUGCAGUGAAAGAAGCACUGCGAGCAGGACUUAAUUGUUCUACAGAAAAUAUGCCAAUUAAGGUAAGUGACCUUGAAUAUAAAUGAAUAAUAACUGUUAUAACCCCAUUCUGGUAGCUGUUAUGUUUGAUAGUGGGAAAAUCCUUAUUUUAUUUACAUUCUUCAAAACAAUAUAUAGUCAAACUCAAAGAAAUGUACUAACACAUCUAUUUCAAGUACCUGUUUGAAAGAACACUUCUUCGCAAGUACUGCCAAGCCUCAAUAGCAAGCCAGUAAUCAACCUCAUGCUGAUGAUUUGCAUUAAAAAUGAAAUGGCUGUCCAUGAGUGGUUCACUGGCUUUGCAUCUUUUCCUAAGUUGUAUUUCAAAGCUGUUGUAUACAGCAAAGGAAAUCAUUUUUAAAAUGGAAUGAGGCAAAAAUGUGAUUCUAUGUUGAACUAAUUUGCAAAUGCUCACCCAGAAUCCUUUGCUCUAGUAACAUCACUGCAAAUGUGUCAUUUCUGUGGGGAAAAGCAAGUUUUAUGGCUUGACUGGUGUGCAGAUUUUUGUUUACGAUACUAUUGACUAUCCACAGACUUCAGGUGGAAGGGGUUUUCAAUCGCAUUUUUUCCCCACCAUAACUUUUUGGUUUUUGAGAUAUAUUAUCUGCCUGACUGAAUUGUGUGUGUGUGUGUGUCUCUCCCACCCCCUCCCCCGGGCUCCCUCGGCGCUGGGAACUCUCCUCCCUCUUCCGACGUCAUCCGUUGAAUGUGCGGCAAGAGUCGCGUGCGAAUUCAAUCAGUCCAUAGGAAAGCAUUUCUCAAUGCUUUCCUAUGGACGUCAGCGUCUUCUCACUGUGAUUUUCACAGUGAGAAGCGAGGAAGUGCCUCUAGCGGCUGUCAGUGAGACAGCCGCUAGAGGCUGGAGUAACCCUAUUGUAAACAUAGCAGUUUCUCUGAAACUGCUAUGUUUACGGCUGCAGGGUUAACCCUCGAUGGACCUAUUGAGCUAAAGUGGUCUGGGUCCCUUCACUGGAAGUAAGGGGCCUAGCCCAACCCCUGGAAAAAAAAAAGCCUUAUACCAUUAUCUUUUCUUUACCAAACUUUACAGUUUGCACUAUUCAGUCAGGCGUGUAACAUUCUUUUGGCAUUUGCCAAACCCAGACUCUCCUAUCAGACUGACAGGCGUGAUUCGUCACUACACAGAACAUGUUUCCACUGCUCCAGCAUGCUUUAUGCCACUCAAUUCGACACUUGGCAUUGUACUUGGUGAUGUGAGGCUUGCAGGCAGCUGCUCGGUUUUGAAACUCUUUAGCUAUGGAAUCUGUGGAGUGUUGGUGACUUACUCACAAUGUGCCUCAGCACUCAGUCACCCCGUUCUGUGACUUCACUUGGUGUUCCGCUUUGUGGCUGAGUUACUGCUGUUCCUAAAAUCUUCCACUUUCGAUUAAAGCCACUUACAGUUGGCCUGGGGAAUACCUAGCAGUGAUGAAGUUACACAAACUGACUGACUGCACAGGUGGCAUCGUAUCACAGCACCACGCUUAAAUUCACUGAGCCGUUCAGAAUGACCCAUGUUUUUAACAAAUGUUUGUAAAUGCAGACUGCAUGGUUCGGUUACUUGAUUUUUAUGCACCCGUGGCAAUGGGUCUGAUUGAAACACCUGAAUUCAAUAAUCCAGAAGUGUGUCCCAAUACGUUUUGUCCAUAUAGCAUGUAUAUUUUUCAUAUAUUUUGUCCAUGCUGCUUUGCAGGAGUUAAUAUACAGACUUUGCCCAGCAGAGCAUGUAAAUAAAAAAAAAAAAAAUUAAACUCAGAUUUUUAAAUUUAAAUAGCACAACCCAUGGCUAACUUUUAGUUAACUAUUUGUGCAAAAAUCGAACCUGCAGCAGAUAUGCAGGCUUUAUAUGCUUAAUUUAAAGCAGAAUAAUAAAAAAAAACACCAAAGACCAGAUCUGUUACUAUAACAAAAUGCAUGCCUGAGUGUUAAUUUAUAGUAAGACAAAGCAUAAUUGUAAAUAUUUUUAUACAAGCAAUCUGUGACUGGUGUUUGUUAUGCUUAAGACCGGAGGGCGUACUAUUACGCCCUAUUCUAAGCGGCUCUAAACGCCGCUGGGAGUAAUAGUACGCCCUCUGGUCUUUUCCUACUUACCCGGUCGCCGGCGAUCGCGGUUGGGGGGACUCCCAGGGAGCCCCCCGCGUCACGUCCGACCCCCUGGAAGCCCCCCAGCCAUGUGAGAGUGAGGUCCUUGCGAGGACCUCACAAUCACAUGGCCGGGGGUGUAGCUGGCUGCAGCAUUGCCAGCAGGGGGACUGCCUGUAAUGACAGGUGGUCCCCCUGCUGGCUGGAAAUAAAAUCAAAUAAAUUAAAAAGUGUAAAAAAAAAAAAUAAUAUAUAUACUUAGAUUUUAUAUAUAUAUAUAUAUAUAUAUAUUCUAACACACACUGUCUAGGUGUAUUUUACUAUUAAUAUAUAUAUAUAUAUAUAUAUAUAUAUAUAAAAUCAAAUUACACGUAGACUGAUACUGAUUAAAUAUAUAUAUAUAUAAUUAUUGUGAUAUAUAUAUAUAUUUAUAUAUAAUAUAAAAAAUAAAUAUGUAAAUACGUUAAAAAUAAAAUUAAAAUAAUUAAAAAAUAUAUAGAUGUGUGUUUCGUUCUAACUGUAUUGUGAAAUUAAUAUAUAUAUAUAUAUAUAUAUAUAUAUAUAUAUCUCUCUCUCUCUAUAUCUAUAUAUAUAUAUAUAUAUAUAUAUAUAUCUAUCUAUCUAUCUAUAUCUAUAUCUUAUCUCUAUAUAUAAAUAAAAAUAUUUGAAAAAAAUUAUACACAUAUAUAGAUUCACACACAUAUACAUAUAUUUUUACAUAAUUAGGUAUCUUAAUUAAUUAUAAUUAGCGGGACUUGCCUGACCACCCAUGCCAAAAGUAAAGGGAAUUUAAUUUGCUAGCACUAUAUUUAACCCUAUAACUUUUUCAAGACACUAUAAAACCUGUACAUGGGGGGUACUAUUCUACUCGGGAGACUUCGCUGAACACAAAUAUUAGUGUUUCAAAACAGUAAAGUGUAUUACAACGAUGAUAUCGCCAGUAAAAGUGAAGUUUUUUGCAUUUUUCACGCACAAACAGCACUUACACGGACGAUAUUAUUGCUGCGAUACUUUUUACUGUUUUGAAACACAAAUAUUUGUGUUCAGCGAAGUCUCCUGAGUACAACAGUACCCCUCAUGUACAGGUUUUAUGGUGUUUUCAAAAGUUACAGCGUCAAAUAUAAGGCUUGCGUUUCAUUUUUUUCACAUUAAAAUUCGCCAGAUUGGUUAGGUUGCCUUUGAGACCCUAUGGUAGCCCAAGAUUGAAAAUUACCCCUAUGAUGGCAUACCAUUUGCAAUAGUAGACAACCCAAGGUAUUGCAAACUGGGUAUGUCCAGUCUUUUUUUUUUUAGUAGCCACUUAGUCACAAACACUGGCCAAAAUUGGCAUUUUUUGCAUUUUUCACACACAAACAAAUACUAAAGCUAAAUCUGGCCAGUGUUUGUGACCAAAUGGCUACUAAAAAAGACUGGACAUACCCCAUUUGCAAUAUCUUGGGUUAUCUACUAUUGCAAAUGGUAUGCCAUUAUGGGUGUAAAUUUCAUUCCUGGGCUACUAUAAAGUCCCAAAGGCAACGUAACCAAUCUGGUGAAUUUCAAUUUGAAAUGUAACGUGCUAUAUUUGACCCUGUAACUUCCCAAAAUGCCAUAAAACCUGUACAUAGGGGGUACUGUCUUACACGUAAGACAUUGUUGAAUACAAAUAUGUGUAUUUUAUUGCAGUAAAAGCAAACAGUAUUAUGACAUUGACCGUUAAAAUGUCAUGUAGAACUAAAAAAAUCGUAUUUUCUCCCAUUUUUUCAUAUUAAAUUAUGUUUCAUAGCUAAAUAGUUGAUAUUAAAUGAAAGCCCUGUUUCCCCUGAAUAAAAUGAUAUAUAAUAAGGGUGGGUACAUUUACUAUGAAAUAGGUGAAUUACGGUUGGACAGACAUGUAGCGCAAAUGCCAGGUUUUGUUUACAUUUUGUUUUGUUCACAACGUGUACAUUUGGCUCCGUCCUUAAGGUAUUAAUUUAGCCCAAAGGAGCAAUUGUUUAUUGUUUUGGGGUUUUUUUCUACUUCAUUAACUUACGCUUGUAAUCCUUUCAUGUUUUGUGUACAAAGAUAAAUCUUAUUGCUCCUCCUCGAUAUGUAAUGACUACCACGACACUUGAAAGGACGGAAGGUCUUUCGGUACUAAAUCAGGCAAUGUCUGUCAUCAAGGAGAAAAUCGAAGAGAAAAGAGGAGUGUUUAAUGUCCAAAUGGAGGUACGUGUUUUUGCAAUAUUAACACCAAACCUGCAAGAGAAUGGAUUCAAUAACCAGAACACCUUAUCUAGUUCCAAGUUAAUACAAUUGAGAGACUUUUAUAUGAUGGGUUUAUGGAAACAAACUGCGGUCUUUGUACACAUUAUUGGAAUUAAAGGUUUUCUAUGAUUUUAUUUAUUUAUUUUUUAUGUAGUUCUUUUUUUAAAUUAAAAAUGCUUUGAAACUUGCAUUUAUUUCGGCAUUGGCACAGACUUUCUUGCACCCCUAACCUUUGGUGAAGUCAUUAAUCUUGUUGAAUUUUGGCUAAUCAAAUGCUUCCCAUAGAGAAGCAUUGAGGACAUAUUGAACCUGUACUACAAUUGUUAUUUUAAUUUCACAAUUUUGUCUCCAAGUUUGAAGCUGGCUAGAAAGCAUGCACUGUAAGGGAAUUAACCCCUUAAGGACCACACUUCUGGAAUAAAAGGGAAUCAUGACAUGUCAUGUGUCCUUAAGCGGUUAAAGGGACACUAUAGUCACCAGAACUACAGCUUAUUGCAUUUGUUCUGGUGAGUAUAAUCAUUCCCUUCAGGCUUUUUGCUGUAAAACACUGUCUUUUGAGAUAAAAUGCAGUGUUUACAUUUACAGCCUAGUGAUAACUCCACUGGCCACUCCUCAGAUGGCUGCUAGAGGCAUUAAUUGUUGGCUUCUACUCCUUUGUAUAAUUGAGACUUUGCCCACAAUUCCAUUUCAGCCUAUUUUCUGUGAUCAGUUUGACAAAACAUAACACAAAAGAAAAACACACUUUAACCCCUUAAGACCGGAGGGCGUACAAUUAAGUAAAAGCAAACCGUAUUAUGACAUUGACAGUUAAAAUGUCAUGUAGAACUAAAAAAAAAUCGUAUUUUUUUCAUAUUAAAUUAUGUUUCAUAGCUAAAUAUUUGAUAUUAAAUGAAAGCCCUGUUUCCCCUGAAUAAAAUGAUAUAUAAUAAGGGUGGGUGCAUUUAAUAUGAAAGAGAUGAAUUACGGUUGGACAGACAUGUAGCGCAAAUGCCAGGUUUUGUUUCGUUCACAAUGUGUACAUUUGGCUUCCUUAAGGGGUUAAUGUGUAACAUCUAUUUUUAAAAUCUCGAGAGAAUCUAUUAAUAAUCUGUAUUGUCUAAUUGUUUUUGUGUUUAGCCUAAGGUAGUCACAGAUACAGAUGAAACUGAGCUUGCCAGACAACUAGAACGACUGGAGAAAGAGAACGCUGAGGUGGAUGGCGAUGAUGAUGCUGAGGAAAUGGAAGCAAAAGCUGAAGAUUAACAGAAAACUGCUUUGUUUUCAGUGUGAAAUUUUACCAUACAAACUGUAUCUCAACAUUCAUAACAUCUCCUGAAUUAAGUGUGUACAUGUUCUACGUCAUUGCUUCUCAAGCCUGUUCUUAAACAAUACUGACAGUCCAGGAUAUAGGGGUUACUAAUUUGUAUUCCAAAAGUAAUAUUCAUAAGUCCUGGCCAGUUUGUGAUCUUUGAGCACGGUUUUGAGAAUCAUUGUGUUCCAUGAUCUGUACACAUUUUAUUUAUACACUUUUUUUUUUUUUUUAAAUAACCAUCAUGAUUUUGCUUUUUUGUAUUACCGAAGAGUGGUUUUUGAAAUUGGCAAAAAAAAAAAAAAAAUUAUCCGCUCUAAACUCAGUAGAUCUAUGCAGAGUUUAUUCAGUUAAGAAUGCUCUAUAUGAAAAACAAAAUCUGGAUUUCUUGGAAACCAAUAGACUCAUCCCUUUGCAUGUAAUUCCAUGCUAUUUCAUAUGCGAAAGGAAAUUUUAAUUGAAAGGGUCUCUUUACCUGGUAUAAAGAAUGGAUUCUAAUUUUUGACGUAUAAUAUGUUACAAAAUUACUAAUUCUGUUACCAAAGAAAUGUUCAGCAAGGGUAUUUCUGGUCUCACUUUCCUGGUUUUGGUGAGAUAAUCCCCAUUUUAGAGUCGUGUCUUGCCGUCCCAACUUUGUUCCCUGGUGUCAUGCUUUUGGGGACCCCAUGGAACUGUAUGCAAAAGUGUAGUUUGCGCGCAUCAUUAGAUGUGCUGGUGCAAUACUCAGGCACUAAGUCCCUGCAGAGAGCACUGAAACAGGUCUCCCUGCUUGGUCCAUCCUUUGUGGACUGGUCUGUUAGAUUGGUUGGCAGCCUGGUGGCCAGGGUGACCUGCCAGUUCUUCAGGCAGACCCCUUUGGGCUGCACCAGGGCUGUAAUUUCAUCAAAGGACUAACCAUCUUUACUUCGCUCACCUGCGUUCCCUUUUCACGGGACACUGGUGUUGGGGCAGGAUGGUAUUUUGCAUUGGAAAGUCUUUGUGCUAAAUAAACAGUCUGUUUCCUUUGCUGUUUGGAUAAAAGUAUGAACAGAUGCAUAUCUCUUCAACAUCAACUAUGCUGGUGGCUCCUAGCUUGCAGCCCUUUUUUUUUUUUUUUUUUUUUUUUUUUUUGCUUUUCCCCCCCUCCCACUCCCUGCCAGAAUAUUUCUUUUAGGAUGGCCAAAUCCUUAGGGGUCAUAAUAACAAGUUACAUAUGUGAUGCUUUGAUGUCCAGUGGUUCCCCUUCAAUUUUGUUUUUCAAUGAAGCACAUAAACUAACUCAGACCAUGUGACAAUCUGUGCUGGUGCUUGGUAAACUUGGAUAGAGAUCUGUUGGUGGUUUGCUAAUUUUGCUUUGCUAGAACCACUGGAAAAAAUGCAGCAGUUUAGACAUUUUUUUUUUAAUUUUAUUACAGUUUUGAACAUCUAUUAAUAAAAACUGCCAAUAAAAUCUAAGAUAUUUACUAUUGCCUCAGACUUUGUGUAUAUAUAAGGUGUAUUAAUUUAUGUAAAUAGAAUGUUGCCUCAUUCAUUGUUUCCAUUAAACCAGAUAAAUUAAGCUAUAAAAUAAAUUUUAAAAAUUGGGAAGCACAGCUAGUGGCCAUCUGAGUGCAUUAAAAAACAAAACUUGCUUGGACAAUUUAUUUAUACUAGAAAAAGUACAUUAAUGGGAUUCUACAGAUUUGUAUUCCUAACACUAUAGUGCCCUCUGAUGUUGCCCCCCACCCCCCGACAUGUAAAGGGUUAAAUCCAUCAGAGGGAGCUAAUGCGCAUGUGCAGCCCUCCCCAUAAGCAAGCAGUGCCUCGAUGAUUGAUUUUCUAUGGAGGAUGGUUGUCCUCAUGCAGUGUGUGAAGAAAACCAGCGUUAUUUAGGCGACCUGAAGUCCGUUAACAUCCUUUCUUAUAGCCACUGGAGGCAAUCUUGGUCCUGCAAGGUAAUUGCAGUUUUUCUUAAACUGCAAUGAUUUACAUUGCAAGACUGUGACAGGGAUACUAUACUCACACCACUUCAAUUAGAUGAAAUGGUCUGGGUGACUAUAGUGUCCCUCUAAGCUGUAGUUCUGGUGUCAUGGUGUUCCUUUAAGGGGUUAAACAUCAACGUUCUGUAAAUUAUUUAUAUAGCGCCAGCAAAUUCCUUAUCGAUGUACAAUGGGUGUAAAGCGACUUAUGUUACAUUAAGAAUUCCUCGGAUCCGAGAGAUCUGUUCCUUUGUAUCACCCACCCCCUUCACCAUUUUAGACAGUUAUCCAGUCCACCGGGGGCUCUGCCCUUUUAAAGUCUCAAAGAUGUCUUGUAUAGCUUAAGAUAUUUGUCCAUAGCUGGGCUCACACAUAUGCGUAUGCCAAGUUCAAGCAUGUGACCUGUCAUUGCAGAGAGGUGACUGCACAUAGUGGGAAAAUGAUAAAGGCUGUGGAGUAUGAGCUACACUUUUUGUCAACCUGCUGGUUCUACAUAAAGAAAAGUAGUCAUUACUUUUCCUUAUGUUUAACUUUUAACAAGGCAGGUAAGGGGGUAAUUUGUAACAUUCCAAAAAAAGUGCAGAUCGCUUUGGAGUCUGAGGUUAAUACAUCUUCAGAAAAUAGUUUUCACUAUCAGGUUUUGC
Messenger RNA from Pelobates cultripes (western spadefoot toad), 24802 nucleotides. NCBI's taxonomy places the organism in Eukaryota, Metazoa, Chordata, Amphibia, Anura, Pelobatidae. The record is from the annotation of a GenBank genome assembly.